AAGAAGCCCGGGGCUGCCAAGGCCGCCGCGCCCGCGGCCCCCGAGGCCGCGCCCGCGGCGCCCGAGGGCGGCGCGGAGGCCCCGCCGACGGUGACGGCCGCGGCGGCGCCACUGGAGGAGGCCACCGCGGCCUCCCCACCGGCGGACGCGGUGGACUAUCCGUUCCUCGAGUCCGACUCGGUGCCGGUGGGCCGGUCCGCCACAGAGCCCGUGGGUCAGGCGCUGGACAAGCGGCGCCAGACCGCCCCAGAGCUGUUCGCGGCGGCCCCAGAAGCCAGCGGCGUUCCUUCGCAGCCGCCGCCGUUUGGGCGCUCGCAGACGGUCUCGGUGGCCGAUGGGCAGGCCACCUUCAUGGCCUCGCGGCCGAUGAUCCGUGCCCAGACCAUCCAGCUCGGGCAGCCUGGGAUGGUGGUGCGGAACGACUCCCUGAGGCGCUGA
Messenger RNA from Prorocentrum cordatum, 438 nucleotides. The record is from the annotation of a GenBank genome assembly. NCBI's taxonomy places the organism in Eukaryota, Dinophyceae, Prorocentrales, Prorocentraceae.